GAGUGUACUGCUGGCAGCUGAUGGAGGAGUUGACGGCGGCGCUUCCGGCCCUUGAGCGCGCCAGAGUGACUCUUCUCGCUGUCAGCAUCGGCACUCCUGACAAGGCCAAGAAGCUGGUGGAUGAUCUGGGCUACCUCAAUGACCAGAUCUUGUUCGUUGACAUCCCUCCUGACCUCAAGUGAGUGAAUGUGAGGGGAUGAGAUGAGUGAGAGAGAACACAUGAUCCAUCCAUCACUCGCCAUCCAUCUGCCGACCGACUGGGACGGCGUGUUUCCUUCCUUCUGGUUUUGCUUUGCCUGUGUGUCAGGGCCUACCGAGCGGUUGGCCUCCUUCCCUCGUUCUUCACGAGGCCUCGUCGGGUCCCACCCGAUCUAGGUGGCCCCUUGCAGCUGCUGAACCCAUUCCGAUUCCAGGAGAAUAUCCGUGUCAUCCGGGAGCAGUUCGACGCCUUUCUGCCGCGGAAGGAAAUCGCUGACAAAUGGCGCCCCCGCCCCUACGCACCCACACAGGUAGACGCGUAUAGCCGCCCUCACGCACCGCACAUGAUGCGAUUUCCAUUGUGGUGUACGCUAUGCCCCGUCGUGUGUUGCGUGUAUCGCCCAGGUCAAGGCGGUAUCCCAGCAAGGUGGCGCUUUUGUCUACGACUCGAAGGGAGAGCUGAUCUUCGCUUCUCGCGAUCGCAUACCUCCUGAGUAUGUGCCUGUGCCUGAGCUUCUCGACAUUGUGGGCGUCAAGACAGCUGCUGCAUAAGCUGUGGGUGUGUCGUGUGUGGUUUUUCCGCUGUGGGGGCUCUGCUGAUGGCAGAGAGAGAUGAUCCCUGAUGGCCAGGCGAGAUAGACGGACCGCAUUUGUUUUGGCUGAGUGAGAGGCAUGGCGUGCAGCCUUGCCCGUGUGCUGUGCAUGUGUGUGUGCCCUUCUGUGACGGCUGGUCGACAAGUCCAUGUGUCUGUGGAAUCGGUCUGGCCUGAGAGUGUCUCGCUCCCACUGAUCUCCUGUGCCGGCGGGGGAGGGAGUGCAGGCAGGGGCGCACCACUGUGCUCUGGGGUGUGCUGUGUGGACACGCUUCUCGCCAAUCUAAAUGCAUUCAUUCAUUCA
This is a messenger RNA of Vitrella brassicaformis, 1095 nucleotides long. NCBI's taxonomy places the organism in Eukaryota, Vitrellaceae. The record is from the annotation of a GenBank genome assembly.